UGUAUGAGCCCGUUUCCUUUUUGGUUCUUCAUGAUUGAAGUUGUACCAAAAAGAAUAGGAACUUGCUUUUUCUACGUAGUUUGAUGGGGAAGUUUGUGAAGAUUUUGCGGUGAUGGGAAUGUGGAUCUUGUUAUGAAUUUUUGUUGAUAAGAUUUACAUUUGAGAGUGGAAAUUGUGGUGAAGAGAAGUAUGAGAGGGGGAAAAGAUGCGGAAAAGGUGACGAGUCCUAUGUUUCCUAGGCUUCAUGUCAGCGACACCGAGAAAGGAGGGCCGAGGGCACCUCCAAGGAACAAAAUGGCUCUCUAUGAGCAGCUCAGUAUUCCUUCUCAAAGAUUUACAUCGGGAUCAUCAUCCACGUUGCCACAUGCGCAAAAUAGUAGUGGCGACAUGGUUUCUUCGAUAUCCUCGGGCCAAGCUUCUGCCUAUCGAAAUAUGUUUCCCCCGUUCUGCAAUUCCUCUAUACCAUCUUAUAUUUCCGAGAAACUUCAACAUCCUAGUUCUUCUGGGGGGGUUAAGUUAAACACUACGAUGAAAGAUAACGAAAAGAGUUCUGCGAGACCAACAAAUUUUCCAAGAUCAAAUGCAACUGAACCAUUACAAUUGGCUGUUGAAUCUGAUUCUUCUCGAGCACAAAAUCUCUCAAAUUCUAAGAACUUUUCUUUCAAGAUGGAUGAAAAUGAGGAUGAUAUUACGGAGAGUAAAAAAUUGCCUCACUUGAGCUUCAGCUCUACCCUGCAACAUAAAAGUCCAUGUGAAAACGAAAGGUCAAGAAACUUAGUGAGGAACCAUUCUGAAGAGAAUCCAAAAGUGUCUCAGAAUAGUCCGGAUUGCAUAGGAAGGUUCUCUUCUGUAGCAGUUGGUGGAGAUAAAGAUAUCGAAGAUAAUUUCUCAUAUCCAUUAACUGCAGCCGAUGACAUUAAAAGUUCAAAUCCAUCACAUGCAUCUUUGAAUCAAGCAAAUUAUAGUUCAAUGGCUAUUUUGAACAAAUUACACGGUGGCAACAUACAACCCCAAGAAGAAUUUGUGGCCUCGUGUGAUAAAGUGAGCCAUAGAGGUAACAUUUUGAUUGAACCUACUUCAAAGGUGAGACUGGAAAGUGAAUGUUUGACGCAACAACAUGUAGAUGAAAGAAGUCUCAAAUGGCUUGGAAAUGGUGUUGAGUGUCGUGAAGAGAGGAACUGUGGGACUCUAAUGAACAGACAUGAUGGUUUUCUAAAGAUUUCCAUGGUUGGUGCUAUAUCGGCUUUGAGUGUCCUCCCUGAUGCUGUUGUAGGAGUUAUAGGAGAAAAGCAAUUUUGGAAAGCGAGAAGAACGAUCACCUAUCAACAGAGGAUCUUUGCAGUGCAAGUGUUUGAGUUGCAUAGACUGAUGACGGUUCAGAGGUCGUUUGCUGCAUCCCCUGAUCUAUUGCAUGAGCCACAUGCAUCAGUCGUCAAGCUCAAGAGUAAGUCAGAGACGCCAAAUCCCAGCACUGAACGUAAUCAAGAGAAUCUAGUCAUGCAGCUUCCUCUUCAUUCUGUCAACAACAACACCAGCAAAGGUCUCAUUCCCAAUCAAUCAAAUUAUGCGGAGCACUUGAGAAACUCGCCAUCAGCUCCUACUAGCAUUAACAAAUCAGUUGCCUUGCCCUUCCACUCUCCUCCACCAGGAAAUCAGUGGCUAGUUCCUGUCAUGUCGCCUUCGGAAGGGCUUGUUUACAAGGCCUACACUGGGCCAUGCCCCCCAUCUGCAGGUUAUGUUGUACCAAAUUACGGCAGUUGUGGCCCUAUGAGCCUAAAUCCCGAAAGAACUUACCUCGGUCCAGCUUGUAAUCAGCAAGGAAUCGGAGUCCUUCCAGGCACACCACCUCCAUUCGGUCAGGCAUACUUCGCUCCACCUUAUGGCUUGCCAGUCAUGAGUUCUUUUGUACCAAACUCAGCUGUGGAGCAGAUGAGUCCGUUUGGCAUAGGACGUGCAAACGAUCAGGAACAUCAGUCGUCAUUUGAGGAAAUGAACUUCCCAAAACCACGUCAGAGUUCCUGUAACAUAUCAAGCCAGACGAGUCGUGUGAAGUCGUCCCAUGGUGCAGUUCAGGCUUCGAAACGGAGUGAGUUUUACAGAAGUACGGCAAGUACGAAUACUCCUCCAGAGAGGCGUCGAGGAGAUGAACUUCCCCUUUUCCCUGUGGCGCCAACAGCAGAGGAACCUGAUGAGAAUGUACAAAUCAGCAAAAACCAGACUCGUGUUAUUAAGGUUGUUCCUCACAAUCCAAGAACAGCAACGGAAUCAGCAGCUCGAAUAUUCCAGUCCAUACAAGAAGAAAAGAAACAUCUGCGGUUAGUUUCAUCUUAAACUCUGGCAAAAGCUGAGAGUUACCGAGUGUAAAAUGGAAGCAUAUUUUGUAGUCUUGCUAAGAGUCAUAAUUUUGUACGUGUAAUCUAUUUUAUUUUUC
Messenger RNA from Morus notabilis, 2431 nucleotides. RefSeq names its product protein EARLY FLOWERING 3. The record is from RefSeq and is a predicted model, not a curated record. Bases 190 to 2331 code for a protein of 713 amino acids. The transcript is spliced from 5 exons. NCBI's taxonomy places the organism in Eukaryota, Viridiplantae, Streptophyta, Magnoliopsida, Rosales, Moraceae. Gene Ontology annotation, biological process: regulation of photoperiodism, flowering.